ACGCGGUCGGUCUAAACGCGCCCAGACAACGGCGAACCAGUUUCAAUACGGCCGGUCCACGGUCCGGUGCAGUUAGCGUGCGCGCAGUUUCGGUGCGAGUGCAAUAUCAUACGAGUGCGUACAGUUUUCGCGGUGCUUGGUCGUCUUUGCGAAUUUUAUCGGUUUUUUUCUUUUUCAUUUCUUCAAUUGUUCGCGUGCCAAUUCUAAGAACAUGAAAACACGGCUCGGCGUGACUUCACGUUUGAUUUUUAAAUGUUUCUAAGAGAACAUGAUCCCGAGCUAAACUCCACAAACAUGCUGGACGUGUACAGAUCGGACUCGCAAAAGUCCGACUCGUCGCAGAGGCCAAGAGUAUCGUUCAACCGGGACGUUCGAAUCAAGAAAAUCGGCAACUCGGAUGCAGCAAGUAUUGUGGAAGCUUUAGCUGGAGACGGUGAAGGCCACUUAGUGCCCACUCCAGUUCGUAGGGAAAAGAUCAAAGCAUCCAAGCGUGAGCUUGCGUUGGAAGCUGACCGCGUACUUAAGCAGGCAGACAGCGUGGCCUCGCUGCACUCGGAUGUACCGCCGAGAAGACAGCAGAGGAGCAAACCAGAUGGAGGGUCCCUUCAACGAAAGACCAGCUUUGGAGGGACAGACUCGAAAAAAUGGAAUUCUGAAGGUAAACUGUCGUCGUACAUGUCGUUGGACAGGCCAAAGAACCGGAUCAGGAAGAGGGAGCAGCCGACGUGGGAAGAUCAGCGGCACGGCGGCCAACAGUAUCGGUCGUCGACGGACCUGACGACCGCCGUGGCACCGCCGAAAAGACGGUCGACCGCGUCUUCGGGCACCGGCAAGUUGACCAGGAGCGUCAGCGACGCUGGCGACCGAGACAAGCCGCUGGCGUCCGGCGACGGCGGCGACGCGAAACGUUCGAUAUCGCUGUUCGGCACCAUCCAGCGGAUCAAGACCAAGAUCAAAAAGCGUCCGACCGCGAUGGCCGUGGACCGAUCCUCGGAACCGUCGACGACGGCGGCGGCGGCGACGGUGACGCCGGGCCCGUCGCCACCCCCGGCGCCGGUCCGGGCGAAGAAACAGCUGUCGCCCAUCAUCGAAUCGUCACCGCGGGACGAGUACUUCAAGUAUUCGGUCGGCGGCCCGUUGGACUACGGCGGCGCUUCGCCGCCGCGCCCGGUCCGCGGCCACAAGGUCGACCGGAUCGUCCGGAAACUGCAACAGCAACAGCAGCACCACCACCAACAACAGGCGACGGCUGCCGAACUCGCCCGUCACCCGUCGCCGCCGCCGCCGCCGCCGCAGCAGUCGUCAUCGCCAGACUUUGCCCACGCGCACAACGGCAACGAACCGUUUUCGUACACGGCCACGUCGUCGCCCACCAUCGUCCACCUACCGGACGACACGGCGGCAGCUGACCGACCGCCGCCGCCGCGACGACUGCAACGGCAACAACAGUAUCGCUCGGCCGGCGGCAUGGACGACACGUGGACGUCGUACGACGAUCUCAGCCACAGGCGGGACGCGCUCGAGUCGAGGCUGCAGAAACGGGCGGCGGCGGUGGUGGUCCGACCGCAGCGGACCGGCACCGGGACGGGGACGGGGGCGUCGGUGCGGGUGCGAACGCCUACGGUGUCGGCGGCGUCGCCGGACACGUACGCGACCGUGUACAAGAAGAACGAGACGCUCGGCGGCGGCGACAGAUACUUCGAGCGGAAGAUCGUCACGGAACACCGGUUCGCCCGCAGGACGCCCGGGCUGUCCGGCGACGGUGCGGGCGACGACCGCGAACACCUCGACGACGAUGCCGAUGCCGUGGACGCCGACCGCCGGGACCGCCGCGAUUACCGCGACGUGGCCGACCGCGGCGGCGAUCACCAUCAUCAUCAACAUCAUCAUCACCGCGACGCCGGCCGCGGGCGACCGCCGACGUCCCGGACCUCGUCGGGCAUGCCGACCAUUGUUUCCCGGAACAACGUGACCGUCGUCAACGGGCCGCGUUCCGUUCCCGGCGCGCACGCUGCCGACAAGCCGGCCAAGAAACGUUCCAGGCUGGACAAGUUCAAGAUGCUGUUCACCGGCGGCUCGUCCGCGUCCAAGGAGAACAAGCGGCCGUCGCCAUCCGCCAGAGCUCAGUACAACUCGUCCGAUCCCGAGUCUUACACGUCGUCUUUGCGAAAACGGUACAACGUGUUCACGGGCUCCGACAACAACAAACAAGGGAAUCAUGUGUCUGGAAACAGGAGGACGUCGUCUCCAAGCAAAACCUCGAAACCGACCGGAAAUAACGCAUGGUUCAAGUCGUUGGAUAGAUUCGGCAAGAAAAAUAAGAGAUCGAAGACGUUCACAUCGGGGAGCGAAAACGACGACGAGAUCCGAGUGCAUAGGGUGAACGAUCGGAAUAAUUCGAAGGGUACGACCCGGUCAUACCACAGUGUAGGAAAUCUCAACUCGCUAGAUAUGGACCAUUCGCCCAGGCUGAUUGCCGACAAGAGACAUUCGCUGAUUGACAGUUCAGCAGGAAGUACGACCGAGGGCGACAGCAGUCAGAAAUCGCACAAGUCUACAGUCUAUCUACACGCCACCACGGUAGGAGAAAUACCGGAAUCGCGACAGCUUCACCAGUCCGUGUUCGGAGCGAAGAGCAGGCGAGCAGCUAGCCGAGAGGAGCUGUCGUCGCGCAACGACGCGUUCGGCGGUGGCGGCGCUCAGAAGCGUACGCUGUCCCGGUCGGUGUCCGUGCUGGCGCCGUGGGCCCCGCGGCACAGCGAGGGCCGAACCGUGGACUACGACGAGCGCGGCCGGCCCCCCAGGGCGCCGUCGUCGACCAGACACGGCCCGGUUAAGGCGACCAAGAGCGACCCGGAAGAAUCGUCGGCGGCGGGCACGGGUAGGUCCGCGUCGGCGGCCCGGAUCAAGAACCGGACGCCGAACAGGGCCAGUUCGGGCGAGGAGUCGUCACUGCUCGACGAGGUGAUCAUCCGCACCACUAGCCGCACCGGCAAGCUCAUCAAGGACGACCGUUCCACGUCCCGGCAGAUCGGCCGGUCCAUGUCGUCGGCGAACAGGUCGGCAACAGGCGGUACGCUGACGCGGGUCAAGACGAAAUCGUAAUGAAGAACGAUCGGAGUUCGAUGAUGAUGACGACGACAACAAAAAUAAUAAUUAAUAACAAUAAAAAUAAUAAUAUUCGUAAUAAAAAUAAUAAUAAUAAUAAUAAUAGCAAUAAUAAAAUAAUAAUAAUAAUGAUAUAGUAAUAAAAUAAUAAUAUAAUGAUGAUGAUUAUAUAAUAACGGAUACAAAUAAUAAAUAAAAUAUUACAAAUAACUGCUGUCCUGCCGCUGAUCAUAAAUACAAAGAAAAAAGAAUCAUACCGACAAUUAAUAUUAUCUAUCUACCUAAUAAAUUCGGCGGCGGUACACCACCGGCUGGUUAAGUUAAACAUUUUUGAUUUUCCGGUGUCGCGAGAGGUGUGGGAUCACGACUAUUAUAGUUUUCAUUGGAUUAAUAUUACAAUAUUCUAUUGUGAUUAUUAUGACUUUACCACAACUUUUCAAUAACUAUCAUUAGGUACUAGCUACACGCAUAAAAUCGCAUUCGUUUUAAUAUUAUAUCGAUGGUUAUUUGGCAAAUUGGCCUAAUAUAGCAAAAUAUUUCCUAUAGUUUUCAAGGAGCCAAAAACAUUGUUGAUAAUAAAUAACUUUUUUAAUUAGGAAUUGGGAUCAUUUUUAGUAAAAUAUCUUUUUCAUUUGUACGUCUUUUAUAACUUAUUUAUUAUAUGAAAAUAAGAACUUUGCUUUCUAUUUGUUUCAUCCCUUAAAUAAACUGUUACUUGUCAGUUUUCAUACUUCCCUCGAAAACAAAUUGACUUUACCGUCGUUUAUUACCAAAAUUUUAUUUAGAUCAAAAAAAAUGAAGACAACUAUUUUCGCACUUACGCAUUAAAAGAAACAUAUUUUUCUCCAUGACUCCAUCCAUUGGUAAAAGCUAUUACGUGCUUCCUAUAAGUGUUAUUUAAAGCUUAGACCAUUUUGCUAUGUUACCAUCGAUAUUGCGUCUGAUCGAUCAUACGUAUUCACAUCCCAAUAGUUACAGGUAUCGAGUAUUCUUCUUAGAGCAUUUGCUAAGUAUAAUAUUAUUAUAAUACCACUACCACAACGCGAUAUAUUAUAUCAACUCCAAGAAAACUCUACUGGCUAUCUAGCAUGAUAGGUCGGGUGUACAUCGGGGAACUGACAUGAUGUUAAAAUGUAUUUUUUCUCUGUAAAAUUGUCAUAUCUCUAUGAUACACUCUGUAUACAUUAACGUCAUAAUAUGAUGUCAGUAUGACAUCAUUAUUCUUCCUAGUCAAAUAACCCUGUAAAAUUUAAUAAAAGAUUUAUAUAAUAAUGAUGAGUUAUAUUUUCUAUUUUUAUUUUUAUUUUUAUUAAUGUAAAUACUUUUAAUUAUCAUAUAGAUAUGUUGUACAUAUAAUAAUAAAUACCAAUAUAUAACCAAACUGUUAUCAUA
Aphis gossypii (cotton aphid) is the source of this 4500-nucleotide messenger RNA. RefSeq lists its product as uncharacterized. Lineage: Eukaryota; Metazoa; Arthropoda; Insecta; Hemiptera; Aphididae. The record is from RefSeq and is a predicted model, not a curated record. The coding region runs from base 253 to 3105 and encodes 950 amino acids. The transcript has 7 exons.